AUGAGUGUGACCGUGUACUUCAAAAAAUUGAAGACGAUAUGGGAGGAUCUGGACAGCUUUAAAGCAAUUCCUUCGUGUGAGUGUGGAAGAAAUUGCAGUUGUGGACUGGGAGUCAUAAGGGACUUUAGAACUGAAGAUCAGCAAGAGAGACAAUUUCAAAGCUUCGAUUUUGUCUCAGAACCAAAAUUGAUAGCUCAGACAAUCACUCAACCUGCCACUCUCUUGAACACUGCAGAGGCCUUUCAAGGCAGAGGGAGAGGGAGGGGCAGAGAAGGCAAAAAUCCAGGCUUUGAAAGAGGACAGGGAGGUAGAGGCAAGAUGCAAUGCUCACAUUAUGGCAAGAUAGGACAUUUUGUUGAUACAUGCUACAAAAAGCAUGGAUUGCCACCACAUCUUAAGCAAAGAUAUAAUACAGCAUUCACCAACAUAAGUGCAACUGAAUUUGACUCUGAGGGAAGCAAUGAGAAUCUCAGAAACCCUUACAGUGGACAGGAUGGUGAUGUAACAAGUCUUGAUUUUACACCUGAACAAAAAUCAGCCUUAUUAGCACUUCUCAGCAAGGAAGAGCAGAAACCAAGUCAUAGUGCUGAUCCUCACAAAGAGCCUUUGCCAACACCUCAUCUAGGUAAGUUGGUACACAUUAUGCAUUUCACAUCAAAUAUUCUCGCAUUAAAUGUUUCAAAUAAGAAAUUUGCAUCAUGGGUAACGGACACGGGGGCAACUGACCAUGUCUCUUACUCACUCAAUGACUUUCAUACAUAUCAUGAGAUAGCUCCAAUCCUUGUAAAAUUGCCUAAUGGUGCAUUAGCCAUUAGCAAAAUUGCUGAAACUAUCAUAUUCACAAAUGAACUUUACCUUGUUGAUGCAUUAUACAUUCCCUCUUUUAAUUUCAAGCUGAUUUCUGUUUCUAAGGCCACAUCACAUUUACAUUGUCAUAUGAAUUUCGAUGACCAAAAAUGUAAGAUACAGGAUACCAACUCGGAGAAAGUGAUUGGAGUAGCUAGAGCUUGUGGGGGACUUUACAAACUGAACAAAAAAGCAGUGAGGCCUAACUUUGCACAAACAACAAGCAUUCUUACCUUGCCAAAGUCAGAAAUAAAAGGAAUAAACAUUUGA
Molecule: messenger RNA, 1116 nt
Organism: Arachis stenosperma
Lineage: Eukaryota; Viridiplantae; Streptophyta; Magnoliopsida; Fabales; Fabaceae
Exons: 2
Coding region: 1-1116 (371 amino acids)
Source: RefSeq, a predicted model, not a curated record